Molecule: messenger RNA, 6351 nt
Organism: Cinara cedri
Lineage: Eukaryota; Metazoa; Arthropoda; Insecta; Hemiptera; Aphididae
Source: the annotation of a GenBank genome assembly
GUGGUAGCGGCAGGAGGUACAACUAGCGUUAUCAGUAUUAUUAAUUUAUCUAUUAUUUCGCAAAAUAAAAAUAUUUUGUAUGCACACUGUUUAGUGAUUAUUUAUCGUCGGCUUGCUGUAAAUUAGCGGUUUUUCGUGUUAGAACUUAAAUAAAAUGCAAACGAAAUAACGCUUGUCUGUACCAAUUUAAGCGUUGCCACAUCAGUUGCACAAUGUCGUGUUUCCUUUUAACUAUUAUAGCUAAUCUAGUGUCAUAAAUACACAAGUUAAAAAACAUGAACAACAACGACGAUAACUUGUAUCGGCCUAGUACCAGCAGAGGAGAGCCAUCCGAUCAAAAAGAGUCUAACUGUUCGAAAGAAUCACACAGGUAACUGAAUGUAGGAUUUUAUAUUGGUAUUGAUUUUUAAAGUCCUACGAUUUGUUUUAUCUAGCUUAAAUAAUAAUACGGUACAUGGAUUUGAUAGUAGUGAAUUUUGUACCAAUUGUGGUAGUGCUGUUGAACAGCAUGACCAUAUGGUUGCUGCUAGUUUGGUAUAUUGUGAUCAAGAAGACAACGAUUCUGAUGAUAAUUGUUGUAUAUACACGUAUCGAGGUGAUCGGCAAGCACCAAUUGUUAAUGCUUUACCUGUGGAAAAUAGAAGUGCAUCACCUCUGAUGGAUUAUCUAGAAAUGGACUUUGACCCUGAACCAACUGCUGGUAACGAGUCUGAAGUUGAAGAUGAAGAAGUUAUUGUACCUCAUACAACUGCCCAUCAAAAGUAAAAAUUGGAUUAACUUUAAAAAGACUGUAACACUUGCAUGUAUCCUAUUUGCAUUGCAUAAAUGUAACAUAAUAAUUAUCUAUUAAUUUACACAACACAUAGGUUACCUACCUAUGUUACUUUUAAUUAAUUUUAUUACACUCAAUUAAAGUAGGUAUCCUCAAAUGUUUUAAUGAGAACAUUAUAUAAUUAUUUAUUUUGUAUAACAAGUUAUAAGUGAGUACCUAAGUGAAUAAUAAUUAUUUAUAGAUAAUUAACAUACUUUAAAAAUAUUUUAAAUUUUAUUAGUUACAACUAAUGUGUGAUAUAAUUUGCUACAUUAAUUUUAUGCAAAGUGAAAUAAGUAAUGACAGUUAUUUCCUAUAUGCUAUAUAUUAUAAUAAUAAUAUAUUGUGUUUAAAAAAAUUGAUACAAAAUAAAUAAUCUUUUUGUUACCUUAGUGACGAGAUGUUGAUGAAGUCUGAAGAACCAGUACCUAGUGGUUCUGGUGCUAAUGCUAACGCACAAGAAGGUCACAUGUUUACUCAAAACAGUGGAAUAAAUGAAAUGCGCAGACCAGUUUCUGAAAUAAAACUAAAUCACAUGCAAUGCAUUGUGCUUAAAGAAGAGACGAAGAAUGGAUGUUUAAGACGAAAUGUUGAAAUGGUAAAAAAUAAAUUGUAUUGAGUGAUUAUUAAUUUAUUAAAUUAAUUAUUUAUUAUUAGGAUACAAUGAAAAGAAUGCGUGUAGAUGAAUUAAAUUGGGUAAGAGAAGUAAUAUGGUCAGAAAGUGAUGCAGCUGAGCUUCAAAUAAACCAAAUUGGUAAAUCAGCAUGUGGAGCUACUUCUAUUAUAAAUACUCUGGUAUGUUUAGCAAGUUAAAUCUUUUAAAAAUUGAGUUAUUAAAUAAAAUGUUUACUUUUUUGAACUAUUAUAUUUAGGUUGAGUUAUUCACAUUACUCUAUAUAAUAAUGAAAGAUCAAAUAUUUUUUACAGAAGGAAAAUACUUUUUCUUCUUUUUUUUAAUUUCAAUGUGGGUUUUGGCGCUGAAAACAAUUUUGUAAUCAUAAUUUGAUGAUAUCUUCAAAAUAUGAAUUAAAAACCAAAAUAAUGUAAUAUAAAUAUAAAUGUAUUAACUCCAAGAGCAGAAUUCAGUUAAAUGGUGCUUAGUUAAAAUAGCCUUGGUUAUUUGUAAUCAAAUAAAUGUUUCACACUAUUUUCAAAUCUAGAUAAAAAAAAAAAUUUCAUUUUAAAAGACAAAUUUGUUAAAUUUGUAUAUAAAGGUUAUAAUAACAAUGUUUAUUUUAAUAGCAUUCUUCUUAUACCAUUUAAAAAAUUAUAAUUAUCUUUUAUUAAAACCUAUAUUAAUAGUAAUUUUUUAAAUAAUGAUAAAUAUGAUAAUUUAUGUAAAACUAAUCAAUUAUUGUUUUUUUUUCAAGUUAUUGACUUCUAAUAAGCAAUAACUUUAAAAGUAAGUACAAUUAGACCUCGCUAGUUCAAUAUAUAUCUGUUAUCUGUAUGUAAACUGUGACAAAAUUAUAUUUCAGAAAAAAUUAACAUUAUACAAAUUGAGAUAAUAUUGUCGCAGUUUAUCAUCUCUUAAUAUAUAUGUGGGACUAGUGGUAAUCAGAUCACUAAGAGUUUAACCUGAAUGUAUAUUUUUCUGUUAUGAAAAAUAAUGCACCAGUAAUAUAUAAUACCGAAGUAGUUUAAAUGCAGAAUAGUAUAGAAAAAAAUGUAAUAAAAGUGUCGUAUUAGUAAGGUUUCACUGUAGUUAAUGAUAACUAUUUUGUAUUCACAAUUACAAAACAAAAUUUGACAUGUACCAGACAAUUGCCUUGUAAACUACCAUAUAUUUUUUUUGUCUAUAAAUUAAAAAAUUGUUUGUUAAAUUCUGAUUGCACCAAUGUUUUCAGCACCAAAAAAAAAAAACAUAAAAUUGAGAAUAGCUGUAUUUGAUAAAUUGCAUAAAUAUUAAAAUUAAAAUAUAUUUAUUUUUGAAACUAAUACCGAUUAGUUUUAAAUAUAUAAGUUACCUAUUUUUUCCACAUAACGUCCAACAUCACUGACUGAAAAUUUGCACUACACAAAAUAUAAUUUUGAUCAUGAUUACUAAAUAGACUUCAGUACAAACUUUUGAACUUCAUGAUAAGUUUAUUUCAGAGAUAUUAGUAUUAUCACUUCAUAAUGCAUCUUGGAUAAUAUAAUAUUAAUUUAUAUCAAGGUUUAUUAAUGUGUGAUAUUAUUGUUUAUGUCUACCUUAGCAUUUCAUUAGAAAUUUGAUUAUUUUUUUGGUUUUCUAAUUGUAAAACAUAGUAAGUACCAUUAUAUUUUCAUCUUAUGAAUUUUCUUUUAACAUUUUUUAGAAUUUUUACCCUAAUUGCACCUAUGUUUUACAAGUUAUAUUAACUUGCUCGUGAUGGAUUCUUUUUUAUGAUCAAUUUUUUACCUUUUUUCUAUUGUUCAAUUAACCUAAAGUUGCGCAUGCACUAGGAUACUUCUUUAUAACAAUACAAGAAUGAAGAAUUUGAUUUUCUGUUUCACCCCCUUUAACUAUUCUCACUCCAAAAAUAUUUUAAAAUAUUAAAAAUACAUCAUAUAACUUUUAAUUAUAAAUCUUAUGCCAUAAAUAAUCCAUGAUCAGAUUUUCCAUUCUCCUGAAAAAUAUGAAAACAUGAUUGUUCACCUCAACUAAAAUGUAUAAAUUUAAAAAUAAAAACCAUGAUUCUAUAAUAACCUAGAAGUAAAUAAUAAUGGAAAUCGUGAAUAAAAAUGAUAACAAAUCAACAUUUUAACAUGAAGAAGGGAGCUUUUUAUGUAUUGACGGAGCAUUUACAUAAAUAAAUUGGAUUAUUACUGCUAAUUAAUACAUAAGAGAUGCUGAUGUCUGUUAUUGUCAUUAAUCAAUUAAUAUUAUUUAUUUUUAUAUCACUUUAUAAGCAAGAUUUUUAAAUUUUUUAUUUUUUAUUAAUAAAAUAAAUCAAAUAAAAAAAUAUUGAAUAAAAUAUUUAUUUUAUUUCAAUGUAUCUAAACAGUUUUAUUUGAAAUAAAAACAGUAGUUGAUGGCUGAGUUGUGUGUAUGAGCAUAGCCUUCUCUACGCGUGCGAACCAGUGGCACUACCGUCCCAGAGAAUGAAUAUUAUAAGAAUGGGAGUGGCUAUGAUUGUCGGCAACAAAAAUUUGUUGUCAUCGACUACUGUUCUUAUUCUGAAUAGAAUAUAGUUCAUAAUAUUUUAAAAUUUGAGUAAUAUGUUCAUUAUAUUAAAUUAAAUACAUGAAUCAUUUUUUUUUUCUAGUUGGCUCUAAGAAUACCAUUUAAUAUAGAUCGUAUAGUUCAAACUAUUGGUACUCACUUGCGUAAAGAGACUGCUCCUCUUAUUCAGUAUUUGGAAUCACGUGCUGUGGCUGGUUGCACAGCUGAUGAUUUGGUUAGAACUUUAGAAACCGUAACAGAUUCGCUGGUCAGUGCUAGAUUUUUUGCCACUCAUCAAAAUUCGGGUACAUCUAUUGAACCUUGGCUUGCUAAUUGGAUUAAAAAAGGUAUUAAACCAAAAAUUAUAAUUAUAUUUUGUUAAUAUUUAUUCUCCAUUUAAAAUACAUAAAUGAUUAUACCUCAUUUAAGGUGCUGUUCCAAUAUUGACAUUAAAUCGUCAACGUUGUCCACACGUGCCAGAUUAUUUACUGCCAGAUAGUUGGCACCAUCAAAUGAUGUAUGGUAUAACAUACAAUCCUUUAUAUCCAGAGAAUGCUCAAAUACAUUUGACUAAUCCUUUGAGCAAAAUAUCUAUGGAAUUGUUGCGGCCUCAACUAAUUUCUCCAUCAGUGUUAAAGAUAAGAAAAGAAGAUAUACUAUCCAGAUGGACCCCAUGUACAGAUCUCGUGCCUUUGGCCUCUUAUCCUAAUCCACUUUGGCAUGAGUUUAAUGUGUUAGGUAUGCUUCGAUAAUUGAUUUUUUAGUCAUAAUAAAUAAUGGUCAAUAAUUAUUAUUUCAGGUCAAGUGGUAAAUAUUCUACGGGAAAAACGAGAAAAUGCCACUUUUAAUAGUCAUAUUACUAUACCUGCCAGCUAUAAAAGUGGUAUAACUUUAGCAAUAAACACAUCAUCACAUUAUUGCCAUGAAUUGAAAUCAGUGCCAGAACUAUAAUAGAUACCAAGAAGUUUAUUAUGCAUAAAUAAUAAGUAAUAAUCAAUAGUCAAAACAAUUUUCACCAUGUUUUAAUUGAUUUUAAAUUUUUUAGCUGUAUAUAUUUUGUAGAAUAACCAAAGUCCUACACACAAUUUGAAUGUUCUAAAUAUGUAUAUAUAUAUAUAUAUAAAUAUAUAUAUAUAUAUUACUCAAUUAAUGUUACCUACAGAAAUAUUUGUCCUAGUAUUAUAUAUUAUUUGGUGUUAUAAUAGUAGUUAACAAAGAUUGAUAAAGAAAAUAAUUCAAAUCUAUACAUUUUUUUUUAAAAACCUGUAAUCCUUGAUUUUAAAAUACAUUUAUAAUUAUUUGUAAGUUUAUUAUAAUAAAUAGAUUAUACAUUUGUAUCUAAGUGAACAAUUAGGAAGUAUAUAAAUAUUACUUAAACCAAUAAAAUAUUUAAAUAAAAAUAAGUUCAAUAUUCAACUUUGGUACAUAAAUAAUAAUAUAACAAAAGUACUACCUAAUAGUUUACAGAGAAUAAGGUUUUAGUAAAAUAUACUGUGAUGGAAAACAUGAUAGUAUUUUUUUUGUUUUUAUUUUCAUAUUUAUUUAUAAAUAAAAUAUUGUUAUUAUUUAAUGUUAUUAAUAGAUAAAUUAACUCUUAAGGGGUAAUAUAGGUAUCAUUAGCAUGCGUAAUGAGAAACAGUUGCUUCCGAAAUGAAAUGUUCUUUAAAAUAUUUUUUUUAAAACAUUUUCAAUAUAUGUAUUAUUUAUUUCAUUGAGUGCAUUUUUUGUCCAGUUUUUCCUGAAAAUAGUAACUAUAAUAUAAUAUACUACAGACAAUUGUAAUAUAUUUUUUCUAUUAUUUUAGACUAUUUCUAGAGGUUCCCUUAAACUAAAUGAACUCUAACAACUCAGUAAUUAUUUAUUUAUUUUAGACAGUAUGUAACAUUUUCUACUGCUAAAUAUAUAAUAACUUGAAUGUCUUCUUUAACUUGUGUUUUUCUGGUGAAAAACUGAAUUCAUCAUAACUGGCAAUCGAUUAUUAUAUUAAAAAACAAUUAAGAUUUGACGCGGAGUAAGAGAUCUAUUGGCUUUAUUAUGAUGUGUGGUUUUUUUUUUGUCUGUAAAUAACAUUUUAAAAAGAAACCUCUUGCUCUGAUGUAUUAAUUGUAUCACCUUUUCUUAAAUUAAAUAUUAUUUAGUUACUGUAUUAAAAUUGUAAUUUUUUGAUUUUCCUAGGAGUUUUCAAAAUAAUUUGGAAAAACCAGAAACAAAAUUAAAACUGCAAAUAUUUAGUGUGUACCUUGGCAUUACUGUUUUUAUUGUAUUUUAAUUUAAUGAACUAUGUUUACUACCAAAAAUAAUGUGCUAUAAUCAUAAAAUAAAAGAUGUAAAACUGACAAAUUAACAGCGUUGUAUCAUUAUUUAAAAUUUUUACAUUUGUUGGUUUCUUUUAGAGAUAUAAUAGAAAAACCAUGAC